Messenger RNA from Salvelinus namaycush (lake trout), 1220 nucleotides. Its product is annotated as gastrula zinc finger protein XlCGF17.1-like. The record is from RefSeq and is a predicted model, not a curated record. The transcript has 2 exons. Gene Ontology annotation, cellular component: nucleus. The annotation marks the transcript as partial. NCBI's taxonomy places the organism in Eukaryota, Metazoa, Chordata, Actinopteri, Salmoniformes, Salmonidae.
GGAAAAUGUUUCAAAACAUCAACUCAGCUAAAACUUCAUCAGAGAACACACACAGGAGAGAAGCCUUAUUACUGCUCUGACUGUGGAAAACGUUUUAAAACAUCAACUCAGCUAAAAGUUCAUCAGAGAACACACACAGGAGAGAAGCCUUAUUACUGCUCUGACUGUGGGGCGAGUUUCUCUCAUCUGGGCACCUUACAAGCACACCAACGUAUACACACAGGAGAGAAGCCUUAUUACUGCUCUGACUGUGGAACUAGUUUCUCUCAAUUUUCCCACUUAAAAACACAUGAACGUGUACAUACAGGAGAGAAACCUUACGUCUGCUCUGACUGUGGAAAUAGUUUUUCUCAACUUUCCCACUUAAAAUCACAUGAACGUAUACAUACAGGGGAGAAGCCAUACUCCUGCUCUGACUGUGGAAAAUGUUUUAAAACAUUAUAUGAGCUAAAAGUUCAUCAGAGAACACACACAGGAGAGAAGCCUUACGUCUGCUCUGACUGUGGAAAAUGCUUCACAACAUCAACUGAUCUAAAAGUUCAUCAGAGAACACACUCAGGAGAGAAGCCUUACGUCUGCUCUGACUGUGGAACUAGUUUCUCGCAACUUUCCCACUUAAAAUCACAUGAUCGUAUACAUACAGGGGAGAAGCCAUACUCCUGCGCUGACUGUGGAAAAUGCUUCAAAACAUCAACUGUGCUAACAGUUCAUCACAGAACACACACAGGAGAGAAGCCUUAUUACUGCUCUGACUGUGUAAAAUGCUUCACAACAUCAGCUAAGCUAAAACUUCAUCAGAGAACACACACAGGAGAAAAGCCUUACUCCUGUUUUGACUGUGGUGUGAGUUUCUCUCGGCUUGAUACCUUAAAAACACACCAACAGAUACAUAAAGGAGAGAAGCCAUACUCCUGCUCUGCCUGUGUAAAAUGCUUCAAAACAGCAACUGAGCUAAUAGUUCAUCAGAGAACACACGCAUGAGAGAAGCCGGCUUACGUCUGUUCUGACUUUUGGGUGAGUUUUUCUCACCAUAGCAACUUAACACACCAAUGUAUACACACAGGAGAGAAGCCUUACUCCUGCUCUGUGGAAUGGUGGGCGUGUAACUCAAACUUCUAGCCAAAGUUUGCGUGUUUGAAUCUCAUCAAGGAGGACUUUAGCAUUUUAGCUAAUUAGCAACUUUGCAACUACCUACUACUUUUAGCUAUUACUUAGCAUGU